Messenger RNA from Rotaria sp. Silwood2, 957 nucleotides. NCBI's taxonomy places the organism in Eukaryota, Metazoa, Rotifera, Eurotatoria, Philodinida, Philodinidae. The record is from the annotation of a GenBank genome assembly.
AUGACCAAUAAUGAAAUACUCACAUGCCCAUUGUGUAAUUAUCAAUUACAAGACGGAGAAAUCAGACAAUUGAGAGUAUCAGUUGAUCGGCAGAAACAAUUUUUAGAGUAUCAAAUACAAAAAACAUUCAGUAUUUAUACUGGUGCUACUCAAGGGGUAAUUAAAUGUCCAAACCAACAAUGCCACUGGGUAGCUGAGGCAAAGAAUCCUACUGACCGCUUUCAGGUUCAAUGUCCUCUGUGUGGUUAUGAAUUUUGCUCACUUUGUAACCAACAAUACCAUUUUCGAACAACAUGUCAAGAAGUUCCAGAAAUUACUCAACGUUGGUUCUUUUGGUGUAAUACAGAGCGUGGUAACUAUUGGCAAGCUCGAGCACAACAAGACGCUAAUUUUAGAGCUCAACUAGAAGAUUAUGAACGACAAAAAGUUGUUAAUGAACGACGAAAUGAAGAGUUGCGCCAACGUUACAAUGACUUACUGGCUGAUGAGACGUUCAAAUCUCAAAAUUGUCGUAUUUGUCCGCAUUGCCGACGAGUAGUUCAGCAUCUUGGCGGAUGUAACUCCAUGAUAUGUGGUCAAAACUAUCAUGGUGGUGAUGUACAAUCUGGAUGUGGUCGACCAUUCGAUUGGUCUAAGGCUGCACCAUAUGUACCCAUUGCUAACCGAGGUCCACAACAAGUUAAAACUAAGUUAAAAGCUCCGGGAGAACAAAAACUUGUUGUACACAAGGACGUCCAAUGUGAUACUUGUCAUAAUGAAGUUCAAGGAAUUCGAUUCGAUUGUAUUCAAUGUUCUUCGUUAACAUUUUGUGAGAAAUGUGAACAACGUUCUACUCUUGAGCAUUCGAAUCAAAAUCGCGACCAACAAAAGCAACAGCAUGUUUUUCGAUUAAUACCAGCACCAAUAGAAGAAAAAAGGGGCAUACGAUCAAUUUUAUCUUUUUUCUUUAGAAAAUAA